UGGCUUUUUGAAGGUGGUGAAGAUGCAGAUAAGCCAAGGGAUCAAAACUUUGGUGGGGGUAAUUUGAAAAUUGACAUAUCAGAAGAACUUGCUCGGAUUGCUGAUAUGGAAGCAAGGUUCAAGUGCUCAAAACAGGAGGUUGAAAGAGCUAUUGUAGCCUGUGAGGGUGAUCUUCAGAAGGCUGCUGAAAGCUUAAGAGCAUCAAAGCAAGAUCCACCUUCUGUAUCACUUAAGCCAGAAGAAACUGGCGAUCCUCCAACUGGUACUAAUGGCAAGCUUCCAGUUUCUGUUAGUCAGAACUUGAGGCCACAAAUAAAACCAAAUCCUCUUCCUACUAUACAACAAAGAAGGGAUGAUAAGGAAUUUAACUAUACAAAACAAGCAGCUGCAGUUGGAGGGUCUAUAGAAACUACAAGUAAAACUCUGCAGCCUCUGAAGAGAGGACAGCCAAAGAUGGAGUGGGCAAAACCCCAACAGACACCAGUUCCUGCUGAAAGAAGGUGGUCAAAUUCUGCAUCGAAUCCUUCAGUUUCAUAUUCAUUGGCAUCACCUUUACAGGUCUCAUCUCCACCAGUCAAGACGGAAACUCGUUAUGUAGCUGUUGGGGGCGACUUAAAGAACCUUCAGCCUGGAACUGUGAGGGAACCCAUUAUUAUGAUGCAGCGUCCUCAAUCUGUCAAUACAAAGCAAUUGGUAUCCGCUACCACUAGUAUGAGUUCAUCACCUCCUGGAUCCGCUACCAAUUGGUAUCCUUCUACUAGUGUUGAAAUGAUGAGGUCCAGUGGCUUUUUGCCCCACAUUCCUAGCAAUUUGAGUUCAAAUCAGAUGUACCAUCAGUUUCAGUAUCAACAACAGCAGCAGCUUGUUCCUGGAAGCAGCCCAGCUGAUCCCACUGGAACAAGCCGAGGGAAUAACAUAUGGAGUAGAGCAGGUGCUUCUCCAACACUUGCUGCUGCUUCCUCCCUUGGACUCUUCUCAGGGUUGGGCUCAGCUGGCUCAUCAGGGGCAUCUGCUCCGGCAGACUGGAAUGCUGGUGGCGGCUCAUGUGGACAUAUAGAUUACACAAACAUUGACUGGAGUUUGGAUAGAGGUCUGUCUUCGCCAAGGCCCAACGGGUUGUGGACAGGACUGCCUUCUAUCAUGAAGAGCAAUAUCAACUUCUAUGAUCCAAAACCUGCUGGGUUGGGUGGUCAGCCUGGAAUCAGAACGGCAUCCUCAAACAUGAAUGUUGUUUCCUUUGUGGGACUGCAGGAUGGAGCUGCUAAUGGUGAAGCAUCA
Molecule: messenger RNA, 1278 nt
Organism: Prunus avium (sweet cherry)
Lineage: Eukaryota; Viridiplantae; Streptophyta; Magnoliopsida; Rosales; Rosaceae
Source: RefSeq, a predicted model, not a curated record